This is a messenger RNA of Rodentolepis nana, 483 nucleotides long. Lineage: Eukaryota; Metazoa; Platyhelminthes; Cestoda; Cyclophyllidea; Hymenolepididae. The record is from the annotation of a GenBank genome assembly.
AUGCAAAACGGUGGUAGACAGAACAAUUUGAUUGAAUUCGUCAGAAUCGGUCUAAUUCACAGCCCUUCGGGUCGACUACUAACCUCUGAGACUUUUCAGGGUGUCUUAAAUGUCCAAGGUGUGACCUUGAAACGCAAACAAAUUUGGAUCCUCUACACGGAAUCCUCCAAUCCAACCGCCUUCUUUCUGCAAAAUCAUCAAGGAAAUUUCCUGAGUGCUGAUGGAAAUGGGAGGGUUUCUUUGACCCCCGAGAAACCCGGCGAGGAUGAACGAUUUAUCAUUCACUUUGAUCCCAAGGCAUCCGGAGAAAUUGCUCUCCAGUCGAAAGCGCACGGAUUUUAUCUGCAUUGGUCUGGAACGGAAAUUCGAUGCUUCUCAAAGGAACCCGUUUGGUGGGGAAUGCGUCUUGGAAUUCAUCCCCAGGUAUAUACAACUCGUGAUCUUUUGUCUUUUGAUUUUCCAAAAAUCUUAAAUUCCGAUUAG